This is a messenger RNA of Spodoptera litura, 2432 nucleotides long. RefSeq names its product tay bridge kinase (gene tay). Lineage: Eukaryota; Metazoa; Arthropoda; Insecta; Lepidoptera; Noctuidae. The record is from RefSeq and is a predicted model, not a curated record.
CGCACGCGCCGCACGCCCCGCACGCGCCGCACGCGCCCCACCCGCCCCACGCGCCACACGCGCCCCACGCGCAUCCACAUCAACUACUCGUACCGCAUGCGCCUCUGUUUAAAGACGUGAGCAAAAUGUCUUCACUGUAUCGGAGUGGUAUUGGACUUGGCUACCCGUACUCAUCGAGUUUACUACACCCUACUGGACCCUACGUGCCUCCUACGCCACUUACCACAUACGCUCCGAAGCCCGUAGUGUCAGCCGCAAGCGACUCCACCUCUAAACCACCACCACGCCCCGCUGUCGCGAAAAGUGGAAAAUGGAACGCGAUGCACGUUAGGAUAGCUUGGGAGAUAUACAACCACCAACAGAAGGAGAAGACCGGCGGUGGGGCCGCCGUGCCGGGUGCCGCUGACAAGGACAAGCUGCGAGCCUUCCCCGCCCCCGCGCCUCCCCCGCCCACGUACCGCUCGCCCUACGAGCUGCCGCCCGCGCCUUACCUGCCGCACCAUCCGCACCUAGGUACGCUCCGCCGCCUCGAGCCCGGCCUGCCCGCGCCCGCGCCCGCCCCGUCUCACCGAGCUGUGCGCGUUUCAGGCGUGUCCCCCUUCGGACGCUACGGGCCCACGGCCUACCCCGGCGCGCCGCCCUUCGGGCUCACGGCGUACGGGCGCGAGCUGGCGCUGUCCUCUUCCUUGCACGGCGUGCACCACGCGCCGCCACUCGGCGCGCUGCACGACGCCUGGCGCAACGUGCGCCCGCCCGCACCGCCCGCGCCCGACGCGCGCCGCGACCAUGAAGAGCGCGAGCGUGCGCGUCGGGAGCGGGACGAGCGCGAGCGGCGCGAGAGGGACGAACGUGAGCGACGCAAGGCGCGCGAGCAACGCGACCAGCGAGACCGCGACCUCGAGCGAGCACGUGCGCGCUCUCCGCUCCGCAACGGUGCUGUCGAGGUCAAGGAUGAGCGCAAGGAACCUCCGCGUCAUCCGCCGCCGCCCUCGCUGGCCGCUUAUCCACCGCCUCCGCCGUGGGAUCCCUACCGUUCAUUCGACCCGCUUCAACACAUGCGGUUCGCGCCGCUAGUAGAGGCGGCCAUACGAGCGGAAGAGGACCGUGCCAAGAUGCUGAGCGCGUACGCGCACCACCAGCAGAUGAAGUCGAGCCCACUACUGCACCGCGCGCUGCCGCCGCAUGCUCCGUUGGCGCCGCUGGGGUCGCACGGGGCGCUGGCCCCGCUGGCGCCCCUGGCCCCGCCGCUAGCUCCCCUGGCGCCCUUAGACCUGCUCAAGAAGGAAGAGCCGCGAUGAUAGCGAUCAGGCGCAACAGCCGUGUCGCCGAGUGUGUACAUAGAGUAGCGUAAACGACGUCGCAAGUGAGAGUACGACUAAUUUAAUGUAUAUCGUUUCGCAUUAUCGGUUUAGAGAAUUAUUUAUUGUAACGUCGCUUACUGACGGUGUCGGUUCCGUCGGCCGGCCGUCUCGCCGGCUCGUUGUUGGGACGCUAAGGUAGUCGAGUGAGUGAGCAGGCGGCGAGGCGGAGUGAGAGUGGAGAGUGCGACGAGCUCGCUUUCUCUCUGUGUGCAAUAUUGGACGAGGACACUGGCCGCUCGUCGCCGCCGGCCUUGUACACUACUGCUUGUUUAUUUACAUGGAAAUAUCUAUCGAGUUGUUAUUGUGACCAUUAUUAGUUAAUUAUACAUGAAAAUUGCUGAUUAUUGUGAAGGAUAGGAUUAUCGAAAUCGCUAUCGAUAUAAUUAUACAUAUUUAUAUAUACUUAUAAAUAAACUGUAAAUAUUAGUUUGUAAAUUAGCGUUAAAGUAUAGAAUUGGUUUAUUUAACGUCAUACAAAAGAAAAUCCCAUAAAUUAUUAUUGCAUCGGGAGUUUAAUUUACACUUCCGUUAAAAAUCUCAAUGGUUUUUCAAUUGUACCAGUGGAGUUUUAUUUAUUUAUUUAUACUCCUAUUAGUGAACACAAUUUCAGGAAUAGCAGUUAUUUCGUUUAAAUGCAUUUAAAAUAUGUGAUAUUAUUGUAUUGUGAAAUACAUUUUGUCUGACUUCAAAGUAGUGUCUCAUCAAGUAUGUAGAUGUAACAGUUAUACAAUUAUGGCCGGAUUUGUAUUUAUCAGAAAUCAUGGUGUUCUCGGUUUAAGUAUUUGUGAGCAAGUGAAGUAAUCUAAAAUUAUUUGUUUAGCGACCUUAUUAUUAUGACAUGUACUAGUAAACUCUUAUGUGCCAUUGAAUCAUUAAUGAAAAGGCAUUGGGUCAGACAAAAUUGAAUUUAGGAUCUGUAACUACAGAUACAUUUAACGGUUUGUGUUCUUAAAAUCUCAGGAAUGACUCAGAAUUAUUAUAGUUUAUUCAAAAUCAUUCUGUAUACUAAAAGUAAAUGAAAGCUUGGUGCGAUUCAGAAAAUACCAUUAAAACUUUUGAUUUUUAUACCAA